AUGUCUGAUCUCCGGAUAACUGAGGCGUUUCUGUACAUGGAUUAUCUGGUUACAUUUUUUUUAUUGGGGUGAAAUUAGAGCUUUUUCAUUUUUGUGGCUGGAAAGUACACCCAGCUGAAAACCAUCAACCAUUUAGACUCCAUGCUUCAUUUGAAUUGUGCUUCUGGACACAAGUCAAGGAUGACAACUUGUUUUCGAGCACUUUGCUGCAAGGGACCACCACCUGCGCGCCCUGAAUAUGAUUUGGUUUGCAUAGGUCUCACGGGCUCUGGGAAGAGCAGUCUGUUGUCCAAGCUCUGCAGCGAAAGCCAGGAGAGCGUUGUGUCCACCACAGGUUUUAGUAUAAAGGCAGUGCCAUUCCAGAAUGCCAUCUUGAAUGUAAAAGAACUUGGAGGGGCUGACAAUAUCCGGAAAUACUGGAGCCGCUACUACCAGGGAUCUCAAGGAGUCAUAUUCGUAUUAGACAGCGCCUCUUCAGAGGACGACUUGGAAACGGCUAGAAACGAACUGCACUCGGCUCUCCAGCACCCACAGUUAUGCACUUUGCCCUUUUUGAUAUUGGCCAACCAUCAAGACAAGCCCGCAGCCCGCUCCGUGCAAGAGAUCAAAAAAUACUUUGAACUUGAACCACUUGCUCGUGGAAAACGCUGGAUUCUGCAGCCCUGCUCGGUAGAUGACAUGGACGCACUGAAAGACAGCUUCUCUCAGCUCAUAAACUUGUUAGAAGAAAAAGACCUUGAGGCGAUGAGAAUAUGAAAUCUGACACAAAAGAUCCCCGAAAGCCUUGAACCCAUCAUGUUAGUUUCCCGUUCUGAUUUCAUGUUGGUGUCAAGACUGUCAUGGCUGCAGUAUCUAUUUUCCUCUAGCUAUUUCAGACUUUCAUCUCUCUGUUAAAGUGACUGUUCUGUACAUCAGGUGAAUUAGCAUUGGCAUUAACGUCAAGUACACACUACUGAAAGAGAAUUUGUUCUCUGUUUACCACUAAUAAUCUUCAUGGCAUGUCUCUUCCUUCUGUUGGUCUAAGACUCUCUUCCAUACUUUGUGCUAAAGUGGAUGGAGCUCACAGCUCAUGGGAAUGAAACCCCUUCUGAAGAAAGAAAGACUCACAUGUCUUCACUAAUUCUCCCUGGGCUUGAGAUGGGAGGAUUAUAACUGACUCCACAUGAUGUGUAUGCCAUUUCCAUUUCCAUGAUCUCUUAGGGGUUUGAGUUUUUUACAUUUUAUUUUAUCUUGUCUGUCAUUCAUAUUAGUGUGUGUGUGUGUGUGUGUGUGUGUGUGUGUGUGUGUGUGUGUAUGUGUGUGUGUUGACUUUGUAGGCUAUGAGUGAACGAUGACCACCCAGAGCUUCACCCAAUCAUCUUUUCAUAAACCUAGCCCUGCAGGACCUAGAAAGCAGAUGUGCACUGAUUGUGUGAUUCUGCCUGCAGCCAUGUUCCCUCCCUUAGGAGGAGGGCAUCCUAGUUGAGAGAGUCGGAGCAAAUGUAGGCAAGUACAGGCAUCACUGAUUCCCAUUUGAUCGAGUCCGCAAAUAUUUCUUAAUGGAGUCAUUAGUCUGCAAAAAAACAAGCUGCGACAUAAACAUUUGCUUUUUCUAAAAAGUCAGAAAUGUUUGAAUGAAAUCAAGAAAAUGGCGUUUCAAAUAAUAAAACCUAAGAGCCAAAGUUUAAUUCACGGUUAGGAUUGAAGCUGGCAUGGAUUGGCUCAAACUCAAAGACGAAUCCUAUUAUCUACUCAUCAAGUGCUGAUGUUGCUGAGGGGGUCCUGCUUAGGCCUCCACUUAGUAGUUACAGGUCUGUCAGUAUUGCUGUUAUAAACCUCUAUUUUCAGGGGUGUCAAUGUGCCCUUAGAGUAUGCUGGGCUACAGCAAAUUCAUUGGGGGCCUAGACUCAGUCUUUGGAACUAAUUUUUUUCCACUUAAUUUAAAUGAUAAAAUUGCAUAGAACAAUGUACAGUUUUAGUAAGAUUUAACACCUUUGACCUUUUCUAAAUCAGGAAUAAUCUAUGAAUAUUGACGUUCAUGGGUGAAAUAUUUAUUGGCACAUCUUGCAAACUUCUGACUACUUAUUAAGUAUAUACUAAGUGGCCAAAUGAUAGAAAACUGCUCCGUACACCCAAGCAAUAAAAAUGUGUCUGUCAUUUUUAGGUAGUAUAGACUGAUAGCCUAGACACCACAGACUCAGUGCCGCAUUUAUCACAGGGUGACGGAAAACCUGUGACUCUCUAGAGGAUAGUCUUCAAACCCCUCACAGUGCUCAGAUGUAGCAUUUGAGAUUUCAUCUUGUAAAUGGAUUUUAAUAAAACAGUCCCACACUUCUUUAAGUGUAUGUAUAUAUAUAUAUAUAUAUAUAUAUGUAUAUAUAUCAUACACCAGAGAAGGAUCCAUGAUGACUCACUUUGUCUAAAGUAUCCCUGAAUAUUUUCAACACCGUGUGAUAAUCCACGGGCAGCACAAACCUUUAAUUCCAAUUGACCAGUUACACAAUUCCUGUUUUUAUUUUGUCCUCUCUUGCUCAUCUUCCGUGAAAAGAGAUAAAUAAAUAAAUGAUUUUUUUUUUUAUCCUCCAGGCUUCGCUCUGCCUGCAAGUUCAUUAAAUGUAGAAUGUUGUCUUUUGGAAGACACUGUGGCUGUGUGCUCCUUACCAUCUGUUAAAUGACUUCCCGUUGCCUGUGUGUGUUCGUGCGCGUGCGCGCCGGCAAUGGGCUUCUCUGCAGCAGCCCGGAGACUGUCUGCAGCGUCGCAGCCGUCAGAAUGAAAACAUGAUCAAUCAGUACCCAACAACAGCUGUUUUUGACAAGUUUCUGUCUGACGCCUAAUGCUUUACAACUGUCGAUAAGGCUCUUUCUUUGUCUGGCAGGUCGGAGCGCGCUGUCUUCCCGCUCGUCUUGGCAACCAGUCUCUGUAACCCUAGAAUUUGCCGCGUUUGGGAAAACACGCGUGGGGGAGGGGAGAGGGAAGGGAAGGGGCUGUGCGGUCUUGUUCUUACUUCCAUGUAAAGUGCCACAGGUGUCUUAGUUUGCAUAUUCAGAUACAUAGGAAAACAGUCUGUUGUGUAUUUCUUCAGUUAGCAUCUUGUUAUAUUUAUGGAAGUGGCCCAUUUUUUGUACCUUCUUAGCUGAAGCAGUUGCCUUUUUUUAUACUGGCAAUUAAUUUAUAUAAGACUUUGUAUCUACCGUAGUUUACAGUAUUGGUUGCUGGGUAACUGCCAUAUUACCCUGUCUUUCUAUUGAGAUAUAUAUAUAAUCUAUACUUAAAAGUUGACAGGUUCAUGUGGACAUUUGCUAGGCAAGGAGAACUCUGCCUCGUCCGUGAUUUAUAUGAUUUCCACUCUCUUGGAAUGAAAAUAAAUGCUUAGUAGAA
Peromyscus maniculatus bairdii (prairie deer mouse) is the source of this 3358-nucleotide messenger RNA. RefSeq names its product ARF like GTPase 15 (gene Arl15). The record is from RefSeq and is a predicted model, not a curated record. Gene Ontology annotation, molecular function: GTPase activity; GTP binding. Lineage: Eukaryota; Metazoa; Chordata; Mammalia; Rodentia; Cricetidae.